Molecule: messenger RNA, 7382 nt
Organism: Cephus cinctus (wheat stem sawfly)
Lineage: Eukaryota; Metazoa; Arthropoda; Insecta; Hymenoptera; Cephidae
Gene: Not1
Product: CCR4-NOT transcription complex subunit 1
Exons: 19
Coding region: 1-7272 (2423 amino acids)
Biological process (GO): nuclear-transcribed mRNA catabolic process, deadenylation-dependent decay
Cellular component (GO): P-body; CCR4-NOT core complex
Molecular function (GO): molecular adaptor activity
Source: RefSeq, a predicted model, not a curated record
AUGAACCUGGACUCGUUGUCUUUUACUUUGUCACAAAUCAGUUAUUUGGUUGCGAAUUUAAACAAGAAAAAUUUUCGAGAGAGUGCCCAGGAAAUAUCGGUUUUGGUGCAGUGGAAGGGUCUGGAGGCAGACAGACACUUGCUGCGCUGUUUGUUCUCAUACGUAGACUUUUCAACUGGAGAGCCACCUGAGCCAAGCGCGAAGGACUAUUAUCAGGUGCAGCUACUUGCGCAAGAGUGUACCAAUCUUCUUAGCAAGCCUUCGUUGAUCUCUAAUCUCUGUUACGCCAUAGAUCAUCCCCUUCACCAGCAAAAGACUUUAAAUCCAUCCUCAAAGUUUUUUCCACAUCUGAGGAAGGUCCUUGGCCUAACGCUUGUCCAGGAGGUUGCCUUUGCGAUUGCUUUGCUGCACUCGGAGAACGCGGACAUACGGACAUUAGCUUUAGAGCAAAUCCAGAAGCAGCUGCCUGGAUUGAUUAAAAAUUAUAUCAACUCUGAGAUUAGUAAUAAACACCACGAAGAGGGACUGCACGACUCAUCACCUGAGGUUUUGUACCUUAUCCUCUCUGAGGUCUUUCACGAACCUAACCAAUUUGGUCUUUCGUCUGAGGGAAAAGAAAAAUUUCUCAAGAAUUUAAGGCGUGACUUUCCCCGUGAACUGGUACCAGUGGUGCUAGCACCACUUUUGUAUCCAGGCGACGGGGAAACUCCACAAGCCACUAUCGAGUUAAACAUGGCUGCCAACCCAAUGGAUGGCAGUUCUCUAGUAGAAUUGAUUAUGGAACUUGGAUAUGGAUUCACCACCAACGUAGAAGAAUGUCGCGCGGCAUUAGCAGGACUUGGUGCCAGGGAGAUUUCCCCAAUAUGUACUGCCAGAGUACUGGCGCAUAUGGCCCGUAGUUGCAGCGGCCUCGAAGAUGCUGGAGGUCUACAAUCCUUUUGGGGAAACUCAGCAACUUCUCAGGACACAGGCAAAGAGAAAACUUCGGAUGGCAGUACACCAUCUACGUGGAACGUCGAAGUUUUUGUUCAAACCCUUAAAGAGAUUCAAUCUACUUUGUCAUGGAACGAAGUCAUCUUAAAGCUAGACCACACAGAAUUCAUCCUCAAGGACAGACAAGGAUUGAAUCUCUUGAUCACAGGUUUACGACUAGGACUACAACAUCAAGGAUAUCCGUUGGAUAUGUUUCCUGUCGAACUAUUUUAUCGUCAUUGGGACAAUGUGGAAGGUCAAUUUUCUUUAGUGCAGCAAGUUCUUAAGAACCCGGAUAUAUUCUGUUUCGCGGAUUAUCCUUACCAUUCUGUCACGGUCGAUGUGCUCAAGGCAGCUCCAGAAGGAGAUAGUAAAGAGGCCCAAACCUGGAGAUCGUUAAAUGUAGUCGAAUUACUUUUACAUAUGGCGGAACGAGGACUUUAUGGACCUGUACAAGAAAUAUUCAAGUGGCCCAUUCAACACUGCCCGGAUGUUCUUGUAUUAGCGUUACUACAAAUCAAUCCACCAAUUACAAUACUUAGACAAGAAUUACUCAGCACUCUGAUGCCCAUCUUCCUUGGAAAUCAUCCCAACUCUGCAGUUAUCCUUCAUCAUGCCUGGCAUGCUAAUAAUUUAAAGAUUAAGUCCAUCAUAAUGCACGCCAUGGCUGAGUGGUAUUUACGCGGUGAUCACGAUCAGACAAGACUUUCUCGCAUCCUAGAUGUUGCUCAGGAUCUCAAAGCCUUGUCCGCAUUACUUAAUGCACAGUCCUUUCCGUUCGUCAUCGACCUAGCUUGCUUGGCUUCGCGACGAGAAUAUUUAAAGCUUGAAAAGUGGCUUACUGAUAAAAUCCGCGAUCAUGGAGAAGUGUUUGUGGCUGCCUGCGUAAAGUUUUUACAACGGCGAUGUCCUCAAGUUAUGGGACCCGGUAUGAAGGAAGAUCCUACCGUUCCCAAAGCCAGUCAAUUACCCCAGGAAACAUUAACGACCAUCCUUGCUUGCCUACAAGUAUGCGCUGGAAGCGUUUCUCAGGAAUGUUCUGAAGCAAUUAUGACCAUGGUGCAAAAUUGUAGUUUAAUGCUGAGUAAAGCUAGUAUGACCAGACCUCCGCCACCAGGAGUGUUAAGACAUCGUGGACUUGAACCGUUUAACCCAGCAACGUUAGGGGGACAGUUAUUUUCUUCAAAACAAGUGGAUCCGCUUGGCAACUUAAGUUCAAGUUUAGCUUCAAUGGGUCUUGGCUCAAGUCUUGGCCCACCCAGUAGUUCUGCGUUCAAUCUACCAGGAGCCUUAGGUCCUCUAGUCUCAGCGCCAGGAUCACCAUCAAGAUUAAUGGGACCAUCACCUAGUCCAUUUCCUAUGUUACCUCUAUCUUCGCAAUUACACUCUGGUCCAGUUGGUACACAAGGUCCAUCGGUCGUACCAGGAGGCAGUGCAAUAGGAGGUCUGGGACGUCUCGGUCCUCCAACAGGCAUUGAAAAGGCACGGCUACCGGAAACGUCCAACUUAUUUCCUGAAAUGGCCCAGAAUGUGUCUAAAGAAAUAGAGGAUGAAGCCAACAGUUACUUUCAACGAAUAUACAAUCAUCCACCACAUCCGACUUUAUCAAUAGACGAAGUUCUCGACAUGCUGAAGAAGUUUCAAGACUCCGGCAACAAAAGAGAACGAGAAGUUUUCAACUGUAUGCUUCGCAAUCUCUUUGAAGAGUAUCGAUUUUUUCCUCAAUAUCCGGACAAGGAGCUUCAUAUCACAGCACAACUAUUUGGUGGUAUUAUCGAGAGAGGUUUGGUUAAUAGUUAUGUGACGCUUGGACUAGCAUUAAGAUUUGUUCUUGAUGCAUUGAGAAAACCAGAAGGUAGUAAGAUGUAUUACUUUGGAAUCGCAGCGUUGGAUCGAUUCAAAAGUCGACUGAAAGAAUAUCAAACUUAUUGCGAACACGUUAGAACGAUUCAACACUUCAGUGAAUUCCCACCACAUUUGAUUGAGUACAUUGAAUAUGGGCUGCAGGGGCAGGAGCCUCCUUCAAGACCUCAGGGUCCUGUUCUUCCAAAAACGCUAGCAGCCAUGCUCGCACCAGUUACCACUCCUUAUAAGACGAUUACGACAACGACAAUAACUACUAGUACCACGCAAGCCAAACCAUCUACGACUCCUACCACGUCUCUUCCUGGCAGACCAUCAAUUGCAAAUGCUACUAAUAUUGACACAUUACUCGUGGCGACGGACAAGGAGGAAAAGAUUACGUCGCCACCAGAAGCCCUCCAGGACAAGACAGCCUUUAUCUUCAAUAACCUCAGUCAACUUAAUUUACAACAGAAAUGUGAUGAGAUACGUGAAAUCGUGACCGAGGAAUAUUGGCCGUGGAUGGCCCAGUAUUUAGUAAUGAAACGUGCCAGUAUAGAACUGAACUUUCACGUUCUCUAUUCAAACUUCCUAGAUUGUCUCAAGUUGCCGGAAGUUAACAAAAUGGUGACCAGAGAGACAUUUAGGAAUAUCAAGGUGUUGUUGAGAAGUGAUAAAGGAAUUGCUAAUUUCUCUGACCGAUCGCUUUUAAAAAAUCUUGGACAUUGGUUGGGAAUGCUUACGCUUGGCAGGAAUAAACCAAUUUUACAGAUCGAUAUAGACUUGAAGAGCUUACUUGUGGAAGCUUAUCAUAAAGGACAGCAGGAACUGCUUUAUGUUGUGCCGUUCGUUGCCAAAGUAUUAGAGAGCUGUGCAAAAAGUCGAGUUUUUAGACCACCAAAUCCUUGGACAAUGGCUAUUAUGAAUGUACUAGCUGAACUUCAUCAAGAACCUGAUCUCAAACUAAAUUUGAAGUUCGAAAUCGAAGUUCUCUGCAAAAAUCUUAAUAUCGACGUAGCCGAACUGAAACCAGCUAUUUACUUGAAAGAUCCUGAAAAACUACGUAAUCUGGAAUAUCAAUUGUCACAUCCUAAUAAGAAAUCAGAGCCCGUGAAUAAUCCUCCGCAAACGCAGGGUCCUAUGGAGGAGCUAGUUGGGCCUACAGCGGCUGGACCAAUGGUACCCCAGCCAGCGCCUCCUGCAAACACAACACCUUCUUUGCCAACAGGCCCACCUGAACCACGUUUCAAUUACAUGGAUAUAUCUGUUACUGGAAUUGCCAAUAUUUCUCAGCAUAUUACAGUCAACAACCAAUUACCUCUAUUCCAAACUCAUCCACAUCUCAAGCAAUUUAUUCGCCUAGCUGUGGAAAGAGCAAUCCAGGAAUGGAUUCAUCCCGUAGUGGAUCGUUCCAUUAAGAUAGCCCUAACAACUAGUGAACAAAUCGUAAGAAAAGACUUUGCCCUGGAUCCUGAGGAGGUCAGGAUGCGAACAGCAGCACGACAUAUGGUUCGGAAUCUUACUGCUGGCAUGGCCAUGAUUACAUGCCGUGAUCAGGUAAACCAUGAUCAGAUUCUAGCUUCGAUCAGCACUAACUUAAAGCAAGCUUUUGGAGCGGCUAUGAUUGGAACGACUCCCCAGCAGAAAGAACUUAUAGAACAAGCAGCAACUGUUGUAGCUGCAGAUAACAUGGAACUGGCAUGCGCCUUUGUACAAAAAACUGCCAUUGAAAAAGCAAUACCUGAAAUGGAUAAGCGAUUACUUAACGAAAUAGAAUUGCGGAAAAUUGCACGCCAGGAGGGAAGACGAUAUUGUGAUCCUCUGGCCAAGUACCAGGCGGAGAGGAUGCCUGAACAAAUUAGAUUAAAAGUAGGUGGUGUCACGCCUCAACAAAUGGCAGUGUACGAAGAAUUUGCAAGGAAUAUUCCUGGAUUUUUGCCACUGUCAGAACGUGAUACUCAAGCACUCUUCAUGCCAAAACCAAUUAGUGAACCAGCUGUUACCGCCUUCACAGCAAAUCCUACAGUCGCCGUUGCAACAGCUCAACAAGUUGCUGCGUAUGCAGCAGCUGUUAGCAAUGAUGAAGUCGGUGCAAUGUUAGAGAAACUUGCAACCGAAGUUGAACUUUUAUUACGAGAGGCUGCGAUGGGUCCUGCUGCACCACCUCCACAACAUGCUGCUCUACAUAAUCUCUUAGAUUCAAUCAUUCUAACAAGACGGUCCAGGGAUGCUGGUGCUGCUAUGGCUUUACUGAAAAAGGCUGUGGAAGGAUUACUAGAUGGUCCUACUAUUUCAAGCGGUGUAAUAGACUCUGAGGUAUUGCUGAGAUAUCGUGAGCUUCAUCUGCGAAUCUUAAAGUGUCUUCAAGAUCCUCGUGCUUAUGGCAUGCAAUGGACCAACAAACACGUUACUCGUUGUUUGACUGAAUGCAGGGAAGAGUUUCGAUACAACUUUGAAGCGGUGGAUUGUCUCAUUAGAUCACACUUGUUGAGUCUACCGCAAUAUGAUUUAGCGCUGGCUCAGGCUAUGGAUGCUGGCAAUGCAAUGGCUACAGCUUUUGCGAUGCAACUCGUCCAACUUUACCUGAUAGAUGAAAGACAAACAACGCAUGUUACAGAAUCUGAUCUCUUCCAUACAAUUGAGAUUCUCGCUAGGAUGGCUCACCUUCGUUCUCCUCCAGAAGGACAGCAGUUGAUUUUAAGCAUCUCAUUAUUCCGACUCACUAGCCUGAUUGAGUCCUUACGUGCUAACCACGAUCCGGCCGUAUUAGCGGAUCGUGCACCAGCUGGUCCUACUGCUCAUAUUCACUCUGGAAUUCUCCAAGUGCGAUUCAUUACUUCUGAUCAUCAGGCCCGUGACUUCGACGACCCACCGGGACUCAUGGAGAAGACCGAAUAUUUGUUACGUGAAUGGGUGUCUAUGCAUCACAGUCCCACUCAUGCUCGAGAUCCGACAAAGGCAUUCGGCAUGUUUGUCCACCAAAUGAACAUCCACGGCAUCCUAAAGACAGACGAUCUCAUUACUCGCUUCUUCAAGCUGAGCACGCAAAUGUGUGUUGAUUUGUGCUACAGAGCUUUAGCAGAAGCUAACGCAGCUCCAUCAGUUGUUCGUGCCAAAUGUUUUCACACCUUGGACGCUUUCGUGCGCCUUGUCGCCCUUCUCGUGAAACAUUCCGGUGACACGACUAACACCCACACUAAGAUUAAUCUGUUGAACAAAGUCUUGGGCAUUGUGGCCGGUGUUCUACUUCAAGAUCACGAGAUGCGCGGAACAGACUUCCAACAGUUACCUUAUCACAGAAUUUUCAUCAUGCUCUUCCUUGAAUUAUGUGCUCCUGAACCUGUUCUCGAAGCCGUUAACUAUCAAGUUUUGACUGCCUUCUGCCACACCCUGCAUAUUCUGCGACCAGCGAAGGCAUCCGGAUUCUGUUACGCCUGGCUGGAACUUGUUUCCCAUCGUGUAUUCAUCGGUCGCAUGCUCGCCAUCACACCACAACAGAAGUGCUGGGGAAUGUACGCGCAACUUCUCAUUGAUCUCUUCAAGUACCUCGCGCCUUACCUGCGCAAUGCCGAAUUGGCCAAACCAGUGUCACUCUUGUACAAAGGCACGCUAAGAGUACUCCUUGUGCUGUUACACGACUUUCCGGAAUUCUUGUGCGACUAUCAUUAUGGAUUCUGCGACGUAAUACCACCAAACUGCAUACAGAUGAGGAACCUCAUUCUCAGUGCGUUCCCAAGAAACAUGCGUCUGCCGGAUCCAUUCACGCCCAACCUUAAAGUCGACAUGCUCCAGGAGAUCGCUCAUGCACCUAGGGUACUUACGAACUUUGCAUCGAUGAUUCAGCCAUCAAAUUUCAAGAAGGAAUUGGAUUCAUAUCUAAAGGCUCGUGCUCCAGUUACGUUCCUAUCGGAAUUGCGUAGCAAUCUUCAAGUUUCCCAGGAAGCUGGUAUGCGUUAUAAUAUCCAAUUGAUGAACGCUUUAGUGCUCUACGUUGGCACGCAGGCCAUUGCCUUUAUUCGAAGCAAAGGGCAUACACCAAAUAUGUCGACCAUUGCUCAUUCUGCGCACAUGGACAUUUUCCAAAAUCUGGCUGUUGAUCUUGAUACCGAAGGCCGUUACUUGUUUCUUAAUGCUAUUGCGAAUCAGCUUAGAUAUCCAAACAGUCAUACGCAUUACUUCAGUUGUACUUUAUUGUAUUUGUUCGCUGAAGCCAAUACUGAAGCUAUUCAAGAACAAAUCACGAGAGUGCUACUGGAAAGGCUGAUCGUUAACCGCCCUCAUCCAUGGGGACUUCUUAUUACAUUUAUCGAGCUCAUCAAGAACCCCACGUACAAAUUCUGGACGCACGAGUUUGUCCACUGUGCACCAGAGAUUGAAAAGCUGUUCGAGUCCGUAGCUCGUUCGUGCAUGGUCCAAAAACAAGUUCAACCCACUCCGGAACCGGAGAUCCCAGAGUGAUAAAAGGUUUUAUUUUUCAUUAUCAAUUUUGUGUACAGUAAAUUCGUGAAUACGAAUCGCGUGUAAAAAGUUGUUAAUCUACGAAUAUAUGUACUAUACCUUGGGCUUUA